AUUACUCGAUUCAAAACAAGCAGACGACUCGUCAAACCGUCAGAGCACUUUCAGAUUUCUUUAUUUAUUUUCCUACUACCACAGUUCAAAAUUUCUACUCAGUUUCAGUUCGAAUGCCGUAGGUUCUACAUCUUUGCGGACUCUACAAAAGUUUAACAUAUUUGCUUUCAUUGGUAAAACAUUACGAUGGAAUUAUCCAACAAUUAUGAGGAACUUACUUUCUUUCAACGUUACGAUGAGAAUGUACUGAGUGAAUUCAUCGAAAUUGCCUAUGAGUAUUUAGUAAAUAAAAACAAACAUAAAUCAUACUCAAAUGCUGCAUUGAAGUUGAAUGUUGAAUGCUUUGCAAUUGAAAAAUUGAUUGGAAAGUUAUCAGAUCUUCUAUUGGAGAGUGCUAAGCUUACAAUUACUGAAGCAGAAUUUGUGAGCAAUUUGCAACCUAUUCUGUUUGAUAAAGUGCAUUUGUUAUGGGAACAAGUUUUUUUGAAGAGAAAUUUGCUUAAAGAAAUGCUGACAAAAACUGAAAUUAAUUAUGCUCAUUUCUCAUCUUUGAACUGGAGACUUGAAAACACUAUUGCAUCAAAAUCACUGGAGUCUUGUGAAAACACACAUUUUUUAAUGGAGAUUCAGUUGAAAAACAGAGACGAUAAAGAACAACGUCAUUUUAUUACCGACAUUCCUAACAUCUUUCAUUUUACUAAUGUACUGGAGAGUGCCUUAAAUGAAACAAAAACUAGUCACAUUCGCAGAGGUCCAACAUCUAACUGAUCGACCAAAAUUUUGUUUGCGUGUUUCAACAAAUGUAUUGAUUUGAAGGAGAUUGCAUGUUUAAUUUAAAGAAAUUGAAUAACAUUCCUGUUUGUUUCUACAGUUCAUUUACUUAAAUAACUAAUAAGUAGAAAAGUGUUGCAGCAUUCAGACAUCCAUUCAUAUUCAAACUAUUUCAUCCUGUGAGAUUACUUAAAUGAACUCUCAUAACUAACUACUUGGUGUAUACAUCCACAAUUACAAGUGUAGUCUAUAUCAAUGAAGAGUUUAUGAUGCCUGGCAUUUAUCAUCAAUGACCUGUAGAAGAGCUUGUAAAGAACUCUAUGAAUACUACAUUUGUAUAAUUAGACUCGUCACUUGGUGGUGUGGUCUACGUUCUUAAGUGUCAUUCCUAUAGCAA
Messenger RNA from Daphnia pulicaria, 1168 nucleotides. RefSeq lists its product as uncharacterized. NCBI's taxonomy places the organism in Eukaryota, Metazoa, Arthropoda, Branchiopoda, Diplostraca, Daphniidae. Bases 187 to 768 code for a protein of 193 amino acids. The transcript is spliced from 4 exons. The record is from RefSeq and is a predicted model, not a curated record.